Nicotiana tabacum (common tobacco) is the source of this 1055-nucleotide messenger RNA. RefSeq lists its product as uncharacterized. The record is from RefSeq and is a predicted model, not a curated record. NCBI's taxonomy places the organism in Eukaryota, Viridiplantae, Streptophyta, Magnoliopsida, Solanales, Solanaceae.
UUGCAAUAUUAUUCUAUUGUUUUAUUUCACACUCCUCCUGUAAUUGAGAUAAAAAGAAAAGGGCAAACCAAAAUUACAAAGAUUGUCUGGUGAUCGGAAAAGAAUAUUUGCGCCACCGAUCCACCGCCGUAAAUGGAAGGAGUAGGGGCCAGACUGGGCCGGUCAUCAACUAGGUACGGAGGGCCGACCACAGUAUUUACUGGACCAGUUCGAAGAUGGAAGAAAAAGUGGAUCCACGUAACGCCGCCGACCUCCGGCAACAAUCAUCAGAGAGCUAACGGCAGAGUUAAAGGUAGUAACGGUUCUCAUCUAUUGCUUUUCAAGUGGACACAUAUAACUGCUAGCCAAAACAACAAUGGUACUGCUGACGGUAACGGCGAAAAAAAUCACUCCCCUAACGACGGCGCCGUUGCGGUGGAGGAGCUACCUAAGCGUAAAUUCAAGUAUAUUCCGGUUGCUUUGCUUGAAGAACAAAAAUAUGAGGAAUCUGAACACACUGACAAUGAAGCAAAACCAAAUGAGACUGAGUCAAAUGGUGAGGGACCAACAUCUGAGCCUGAUGGUUUUGAUGAAAAACCUGACAUCAAUGAUGUGCCGAUGGAAGAAAGUCAGGCUCCACAAGAUAAUCCUACAGAACGACAAUAUUUAAAUGAAAGCAACUUGGACUUGUCUUUAGGCUAGGAGGCUCAUGAACAAAAGAGAUCAGACAAGAGAUAGUCUGUUAGUCAAAGUUAACUCCCGUAGCACUGAGUCAAUCUGGCUUUCUGUAAGAUGCUGCUUAUGGUUGAGCUUCAGAACUGCCUCAGCUCUUCAUUUAUCCUACUGCAAGGUAGACUCACUAUUUUUUUAAAUGGCCGAGUUGAUAAUUUUUUUCAAACGACAAUAGUGGAAUAUUUAUAUUGGAAUUUGUGGGACGACAGAUGCUAUUGUAUCAAGAUUGAAGGGCUAAGACUCAUUCUUUCAUUCUCUUUGUCUUAGUAUAUACAAGUUCAGAUUUUGUGGAGCAAGUAGUUGUUCUCUGUAUGUAUCGUCAUAAGAAAGAACAAGUACUUCAA